AUGGCUGAAAUUCCUCAAUACAUGCUCACCCGACUAAGUGACCUUAAAAUAGAGCCUCAACAAAUCGUACACAACGUUGCCGAAAUUGCAUUUUCUCAAAACGAUAUGACGACUGAUAAUCUCCAUCUACAACAACAACUAGGUGACAACUUAUGUGGCAUACCUACUAACAAAACACGUAAAGUGUUUUUCAUGGGACCCAACUCACUUCAAACAGGCGAGAUGUAUCUGAUGUCGGUUGGAAACCAUGGUCAUGUUUUAACACGUGGCUGGAACCAGAUUGUGAGUCAGGAGAUGUUCAGGGCCGGUGAGAUUGUGCAUAUGUCUGCCUUCAGAGACCGCUUUGAUAUCCUGUGGAUUCUUAUGCAUUAUAAGUAUAAGAUGCAUUUCUAG
Messenger RNA from Prunus armeniaca (apricot), 393 nucleotides. Lineage: Eukaryota; Viridiplantae; Streptophyta; Magnoliopsida; Rosales; Rosaceae. The record is from the annotation of a GenBank genome assembly.